AUGGAAGGAGGAACAUAUUUCCGGGUAAGAGUUAUUGUGGAUAUGAACAUUCCAUUAUGUCAUGGACACAGAAACUGCGACAAAUGGAUUGAGAGCGAUGGCACUCUGUCCACAGAUGAUAAAGAAUAUGAUCCAUGGAUUAAAGCUUUACCAUUGGCCAUGCCGAGGAAAGCAGUAAUCAAAGUUCCAGGUUACUAUGAGUCAAGGAAGAAGGAAAAGGGGCUGUCAAGGUCUAACCGUGACUCAACAGCAGGUGAGGAAGAAACGACGGUGACAACUCCUCCGACGAGCACAGUACAGAAAGGGAAACAAACGGAAUCUAUGGACAUAAUUAAUGAGGGUCUAAAGGGGCAAUCAUUAGAAUUAAAUGGCAUAACGGCCCAUGCCAUAAAAGGAGAUAACACUUAUAGCACGUUAAGAGACACGAACGAGAAGAAAUUCGAAGUUGAUCCUGACAGUGAAGCAACCCAUAAAUGUGGAUUAAAUAGCCAUGAUUCUAGGGCAACAGUUUCAACGUCCAAGCGCAAGAUCCUCAUGUUCUUAGCCGAAACAUGGCUAGACAAAGCUAGGCUAAACAGUUUGAAAGAAAGAAUGAAGUUUGGAGAUUCAUUUGGAGUUUCACGAGUCACAAGAGGGGGAGGAUUAGCUUUGUUCUGGAAAAAGGAUAUAGACUUAGUGGUGGAAGAUGCUUCGCAAAACUACAUUGAUGCCAUCAUCAAUAAAGGGAAGGAGGGCAGUUGGAGAUUUACAGGUUUCUAUGGCUAUCCGGAGACACAAAACCACCCUGAGUCAUGGAGAAUUUUGAGAAGGCUGCAACGACAAUCCAACCUACCUUGGCUAUGUGCAGGAGAUUUCAACAAGAUUGCAAAGUCUCAUGAAAAAGUAGGUGGUAGGCCAAGACCGAAUCAGCAGAUGCAGGAGUUUCGAGAUGUCCCUGAUGAGUGUGGUUUCGUCGAUCUGGGGUUUGUAGGGAACAAAUUUACCUGGUAUAAAUCUUAUCCGAAUGGGACAACGAUUUGGGAGAGGCUUGACAGGGCUGUUGGAUCACAUGAUUGGCUGAGUUUAUUCCCUGCUACAAAGGCCUGCACGCUUGAAAGUGGUACUUCAGACCACAAGCCGAUCAUCAUUCACCCAAUGGGAAUCAAUAAUCAAAAGCAGAGACCUUGGAGGUUCGAACAGAUAGGCGAGAAAAAGAAGCUACUGAAACAGGCCGAAAACCUUGCUCUUCAAGGAGCAAACUUUGAUAUUGUUCAGCAGCUAAAACAUGAGAUUAAUGCACUUUUAGUAGCUGAAGAAAAAUUAUGGCUUCAACGUUCAAAAUCCCAUUGGAUUGCAUCAGGUGACAAAAACACAAGUUAUUUUCACAGCAGGGCAUCACAUAGAUUUCGGCGCAAUAAUAUCCAUGGGCUUCGCGAUCAAAACAAUGUUAUGUGUACCGGGGAUGAAAAUGUCUCAAAACUAUUGGUGGAGUUCUACACCGACCUGUUUACCUCCUCAAAGCCGAGCGAAAUUGAUAAGGUGUGCAACUUAGUCCAACGUACAGUAACUGAUAACAUGAAUGUUGUCCUUGGUCGAACCUUCACAAGAGAAGAAGUCAAUAUUGCUCUCUCCCAAAUGGCCCCUCUAAAGGCCCUGAGACCAAACGGUAUGCCCCCUAUUUUUUUCCAACACUAUUGGGGAGAAAUUGGCAGUGAUGUAGCAGAUGCAGUCCUCUCUUGUUUAAACUCCGGUCAUAUUCCACCAGGUAUAAAUCACACCUUCAUAACCAUUAUUCCCAAGGUGAAAAGCCCAGAGAAGGUAACUGAAUUUCAUCCUAUUGCCUUGUGUAAUAUCGUGUAUAAACUUAUUUCCAAGGUUUUGGCGAAUAGAUUAAAACAGUUUUUACCUAAUAUUAUAUCUGAAACUCAAAGUGCUUUCCAAUCUAAUAAGGCAAUUUCAAAUAACAUACUUGUUGCUUUUGAGACUCUCCACCGCAUGAAGACCAAGAGAUCCGGAAAAAUAGGCGCAAUGACUCUCAAGCUAGACAUGAGCUAA
Molecule: messenger RNA, 2034 nt
Organism: Quercus lobata
Lineage: Eukaryota; Viridiplantae; Streptophyta; Magnoliopsida; Fagales; Fagaceae
Exons: 4
Coding region: 1-2034 (677 amino acids)
Molecular function (GO): catalytic activity
Source: RefSeq, a predicted model, not a curated record